CAACUUUUAGAGAAGCACCCUGAUAGUGAAGAGUAUAAGGGAAGAUAUGCAAGAAUAUUUGUUGGGUUAACAAAUUUUGAAGCUUUAUGGCUGGCGUCAAGGCAUAAUAAGACUGGGUGUUUCCGUCAUGAAAUGACAUUCAAAGAUGAGGUGGAAGUUGCUCACAGGCAGUUGGAGAUCAUUGGUACAAAAAAUGAGAACAAUGAUUUAGUUCCUAGUCAGCAAUGGAGAGACAGAUGUUCCCACAUAUUAGGAAAGACAAAGAAAAAUCUUUCUGAUGUAUUUCUUGUUGCUGCUCUCCCAGAAGAUGGUUAUCAGUCAUUCCUUGAGAUGUGCCGAAAAUAUGAAAAAGGUCUUCUAAAAGACCAGCGAGCAAUGGCAAAGGACCUACAAGAAAAGCCGAGGUUCAAGCCAUCAUACAUCAAAUGCUUAUUUGGCCUCGACGUUUCAGAUCGUGUUACUUUGUUGGGUCAGGUUGCUGACCAAAGUAACAGUCUGGAUGAACUGAAAUUAUUGUGCAAGGAGUGCAAAGUACUGAAGCCUGUUCAAAAGUGA
Molecule: messenger RNA, 555 nt
Organism: Dendronephthya gigantea
Lineage: Eukaryota; Metazoa; Cnidaria; Anthozoa; Malacalcyonacea; Nephtheidae
Exons: 4
Coding region: 133-555 (140 amino acids)
Source: RefSeq, a predicted model, not a curated record